Molecule: messenger RNA, 1164 nt
Organism: Sardina pilchardus (European sardine)
Lineage: Eukaryota; Metazoa; Chordata; Actinopteri; Clupeiformes; Clupeidae
Product: zinc finger protein 239-like
Exons: 4
Coding region: 1-1164 (387 amino acids)
Biological process (GO): regulation of transcription by RNA polymerase II
Cellular component (GO): chromatin; PcG protein complex; transcription regulator complex
Molecular function (GO): RNA polymerase II cis-regulatory region sequence-specific DNA binding; DNA-binding transcription factor activity, RNA polymerase II-specific
Source: RefSeq, a predicted model, not a curated record
AUGGCUCCACCCCACCCCCACCUGUUGUCCUUUGUGGAAUUUGAGCAGUGUGAGAAAGAGAAAGAAGAACCUGAACUGGAUCAUGAAUGUAAGACUGAAAUACUCAUGUCAUCAGAGGAAAUCAAAAAGGAAGAUAUAGCUUCAGAUCUUCAUGAUGACACAGAUUUUUUUCCAAGAGGAGACAUUCAAAGGAAUCAAGCUAUUAAAUCAGAACACAAGAAGGAAAAGCACUCAUGUAGCCAGGAGAUGUCAUACCAGAAAUUACCACGGGAGUUGGAAACCAGGAAGGAGCUGCUCACUGGCCAUCAGAUUACUCAUUCUGGUGACAAACUACAUCAAUGUUCUCAGUGUGGAGAAGCCUUUAUUAACGAGUGCACUCUUAAGGAACAUCAGAGGAUCCAUACUGGAGAAAAGCCACACCAGUGUUCGCAGUGUGGAAAGGCCUUUACACACAAGGGUGAUCUCAAGAGACAUCAGAUUACACACACUGGAGAAAAGCCACAUCAGUGUUUGCAGUGUGGAAAGGCCUUUACACAGAUGUAUCAUCUCAAGGUACAUCAGAGGAUCCAUUCUGGAGAAAAGCCACAUCAUUGUUUGCAGUGUGGAAAGGCCUUCAAACAGAUGUAUCAUCUCAAGGUACAUCAGAAGAUCCACUCUGGAGAAAAGCCACAUCAGUGUUUACAGUGUGGAAAGGCCUUUACACAGAAGAGUGAUCUCAAGCUACACCAGAGGAUCCAUACUGGAGAAAAGCCACAUCAGUGUUCGCAGUGUGGAAAGGCCUUUACACAUAUUAGUAAUCUCAAGAAACAUCAGAUUACACACAAUGGAGAAAAGCCACAUCAGUGUUCACAGUGUGGAAAGGCCUUUACACAAAAGAGUGAUCUCAAGAUACAUCAGAGGUUCCAUACUGGAGAAAAGCCACAUCAGUGUUCACAGUGUGGAAAGGCCUUUACACAAAAGAGUGAUCUCAAGAUACAUCAGAGGGUCCAUACUGGAGAGAAGCCACAUCAGUGUACCACAUGCGCAAGGAGAUUCACAACAGCUCAAAACCUCUCUAGACAUCAGAUUACACACACUAGAGAAAAGCUAUAUCCAUGUUCACAAAGUGGAAAGGCCUUUUCUCAUAACUCUUCUCUCAAGAAACACCAAAUUAUCCAUACAUGA